AUGCGAGUUGCGCAGGAGAUUACCGCCAGUGAUCCUGCCUGUGCGGCGUUGGGCUGUGAGCCUGUUGGCGGCAAAUGCGACGUGGACACAAAUGGAGAGCGCUACUGCAAGUGGGCCUCACCUUGUGGCUCGUGCCCCGAGGGAGCCACCUGCAAAAAUUACCUGAAGCCAAGCACAAACGAGCUCAUUCCUUACUGUUCGUGCCCUAGCGGGUAUGGGAUGACCGAGACCAGCUGUGUUCAAGGUGGAGCUCCCACCGUCUCUUCCUUCAGCUACACAUUCAUCAAGAACGAAACAGCCAAGGACGCGUCUUCUCGACCCUGGACCUUUCGCCUCAACCCGAAUGGGUGCACUCAAAUUCCGGCUGCAGUGGCUGGCACGGUCACAUCAUACUAUGACCUUCAAAACAUUGGCGAUGCUCCAGCUUGCCGCAAGGUUGCUUACUACGUUGCAGAUAAAUGCGAAGGCAAAAUCGAUAUCACAAGCUCCUCACGCGUUCAAAUCCCGUUUCUUGGAUCAUAUGUUCCAAACCCGCUGGGCAUGCAGGUUCCUGGCUCAAUUCUGUGCACUCCGUAG
Messenger RNA from Closterium sp. Yama58-4, 576 nucleotides. NCBI's taxonomy places the organism in Eukaryota, Viridiplantae, Streptophyta, Zygnematophyceae, Desmidiales, Closteriaceae. The record is from the annotation of a GenBank genome assembly.